Molecule: messenger RNA, 915 nt
Organism: Guillardia theta CCMP2712
Lineage: Eukaryota; Cryptophyceae; Pyrenomonadales; Geminigeraceae
Exons: 14
Coding region: 1-915 (304 amino acids)
Biological process (GO): regulation of DNA-templated transcription
Molecular function (GO): protein dimerization activity
Source: RefSeq, a predicted model, not a curated record
AUGCUGCAGGACGACUUGAAGAGCAAUAGCGAAGAGGAGCAAUACCGCAAGGAGAAGCACAAGGUGGUGGAGCAGAAAAGAAGAGAGAAGACAAAAGAAUUGUUAGCCGACCUUCAGGAUUUGCUUCCCAACCUCGACUCGACGAACUCGGCAGCAUUGACGAUGAACACUGUCCUUCAAUGUGCCAUCGACUUUCUAUCCAAGAACGCGUCAAAUGUACAGACUCAAAGCUCUGGCAAUGGCACCAAUGGAGGAGCAGAAGGAGCGCUGGGAGUUUCUGCGAACGACAUAGAGCAGGAAUCGAACGACAUAGACUUGAAGUUGUCUCAUGGCUCAAGUGCAGGCGUACAUGUCAGGAUUUCUCAUGGCUUCGAUGGGCAUAGCGUAUGCAGGUGUGCCGACGGAACGAUACAAGAGGUCAAUCCAGCCUUCGCUGCCAUGCUUGGCUAUGGAGCAGAUCAGCGAUACAAGCUGAUCGGCCGAACUUUCUUCUCUCUCGUCAGCCCGCAAGACAUGCAGAACACCCUCAAGGCAGUCUCGCAACUUCUCUCUGGAGAGCUUAACCAUAUUCCCCUGACGCAGAACUGCGUGAGACAGGACGGAACAACCGCCAGCUUCAACGUUGAGAUGAACUGCCUGUGGAAGAACAACAAGGCGCACUGCAUCGUGUGCUUCAUGCGACCCUCUGAGAGCGGCCCUGGAGCCUCAGGUCAAGACAUGGGCGGGAUGAACCAAAACCAGCAGAUGCCGCAGGGUCAGCCGCUGCUCCCCAUGACUUCAGGAUUCCCUGGAGUCCUUCAAGGUAUGGGCCCCAUGCCCGGCAACCCGGGCAUGCCUGGACGACCAAGCCUGGUACAAGGAGGGGGGAGGCGGAGCAAAGAGACUGAGAGGGGGGAGGCGGAGCAAAGAGACUGA